Nematolebias whitei (Rio pearlfish) is the source of this 1539-nucleotide messenger RNA. It is a transcript of the gene notum2, whose product is annotated as notum pectinacetylesterase 2. NCBI's taxonomy places the organism in Eukaryota, Metazoa, Chordata, Actinopteri, Cyprinodontiformes, Rivulidae. The transcript has 12 exons. The record is from RefSeq and is a predicted model, not a curated record. The coding region runs from base 19 to 1539 and encodes 506 amino acids. Gene Ontology annotation, molecular function: hydrolase activity.
GGUUCAUCUCGAAAAGACAUGAACGUACUCGGCCGCAUUGCCUUCUUCUUGUUGCUCGGGGGGAUUUGGGCUCAGAACAACCGGAAUGCCAAAGCAGGUGGCAAAUCUUCGAAGAGGACUGGUGGGAUCCAAGCAGGUGAUGCUGGCCAGUCGGCCCCUGCUGCUGAUGUUCCUGCUGGGAGCAGCAGGAGCACCGGAGGGCCCGCUGAGUCAGGACAGGAAGGCGCUGCAGGAGCCCGAGCAGCUGGACAACAGACGGACGACAUGAGGCUCCACUUCCUUAGGAACGUCCAAGUCACGUGCAACGAUGGAACUGCAGCCGGAUUCUACCUAAAGGAGUUCAGAGGAAGCCGCAGGUGGCUGUUAUUUCUGGAAGGAGGUUGGUGCUGCUACAGCAAAGAGACCUGUGAUUCCAGGUACCAAAAUAUCCCCCGACUCAUGAGCUCGACGGGGUGGCCCCAGACUAGAAGAGGAACUGGAUUAUUGUCGUCUCAAGCAGAGGAAAACCCACACUGGUACAAUGCAAACAUCGUAUUCAUCCCGUACUGUUCCAGUGAUGUGUGGAGCGGAACGGGACCUGCUCCAACCCCCGCUCCGAGGACACGGCAGGGAAGGGAGAAAGUGAGGGAAAGAAACUCAAAUACGACUGAGUAUACUUUCAUGGGUUCCCUUAUUAUCCGUGAGGUCAUCAAAGAUCUCAUCCCCAAAGGUAUCAAGCUGGCCAAGGUUGUCCUGCUUUCUGGUACCAGCGCUGGAGGGACAGGUGUCCUGCUGAACAUCGAGAGGGUUGCCAGUCAGCUGGAGCAGCUCGGUGCCGAAGCUCAGGUUCGAGGUCUCGUAGAUUCUGGCUGGUUUCUGGAGAGCAAGCAGCAGAGAUCUCCAAACUGCCCCGAGACCGUUUCCUGCUCGCCUGAAGACGCUAUCAAGAUAGGCCUCAGGCUGUGGAACGGAGCUGUGCCUGAUCGAUGCUGGCAGCUUUACAAGAGAGGGGAGGAAUGGCAGUGCUUCUUCGGUCACAGACUUUACUCCACCUUAACUUCUCCUCUGUUCAUCGUUCAGUGGCUGUUUGAUGAGGAGCAGCUGAGAGGAGAAAACAUCUACCUGGGGGGUCAGAGUCUGUCUGAAGAGCAGUGGCAGUACAUGCAGAACCUGGGCUUGGAGCUCAAAAACUCCCUGAGAGACGUCACGGCGGUGUUUGCUCCAUCUUGCCUUUCUCACACAGUUAUUACCAAAAGCAACUGGAUAAGUUUCCAAGUUAAAGGCGUCAGUCUACCUCGAGCCCUGCACUGCUGGGACAGAAGUCUGGAGGCAACACGCAACAACAGAACUCCUGCUAAAGGCUGUCCUUUCCACCUGGUGGACACCUGCCAGUGGCCUCAGUGCAACCCCACCUGCCCAGCUUUGGUGGACCGGGCCACCCAGCAGGAGCUUACUUUGCUCCAGAUGCUGGUGGCCAUGGGCCUUGACCCCCAGAGGCUCGGCCUGGAUCCCCAGGGAGAUGCGGAUUCUCUGGUCAGCAUGGUCAGUAAUGGUGGCUAA